ACUGAUGAAGAACAAUGGCAUGAUGACUGCCCGAAUGGUGAGACGUUCUUUUGUUUUUUCAAGAAGACAUUAGCUAAAGGUUUAGUUUAGCUUCGUAAAGAACACAAACAGCCCCCACCAACUAGCAAAGGAAAAUGCAGCAGUUUCAUUUCAGAGAAAAUGUUGCAUAUUUAUGAUCGUUUAACUUCAGAUGUGUUUCUAGCAAGAUGCUUGUCUGGGAUGACACAAAAUGCCAAUGAAAGCAUCCAUGCA
This is a messenger RNA of Lymnaea stagnalis (great pond snail), 252 nucleotides long. NCBI's taxonomy places the organism in Eukaryota, Metazoa, Mollusca, Gastropoda, Lymnaeidae. The record is from the annotation of a GenBank genome assembly.